Messenger RNA from Phanerochaete carnosa HHB-10118-sp, 3118 nucleotides. RefSeq lists its product as uncharacterized. Gene Ontology annotation, biological process: P-body assembly; deadenylation-dependent decapping of nuclear-transcribed mRNA. Gene Ontology annotation, molecular function: RNA binding. Gene Ontology annotation, cellular component: P-body. NCBI's taxonomy places the organism in Eukaryota, Fungi, Basidiomycota, Agaricomycetes, Polyporales, Phanerochaetaceae. The coding region runs from base 51 to 2927 and encodes 958 amino acids. The transcript has 9 exons. The record is from RefSeq and is a predicted model, not a curated record.
CGGCCGACUGCUUUCUCGCAAUAUCUACCACCUAGCUUCAUGACACGUAGAUGUCUUUCUUUGGAUUCGACCAACCAAACAGUUUGGAAGACGAGAAACGCAGGUUUCUCGAGAGCGGCGGGCAAGCGGCCCAACAGGGCGACGUAGCUGUCUACACCUGGGGUGAAGAAAGCUACGACGGCCUUGGAGAUGCGUUGCAGGAAGGCGGAGAUGAGUUAAACGACGAGACUUUCGGUGUGGGCGAGGUCGGCAAAGACUUCGACUUUUCGCACCAAGCUUUGCCUACAGACGGUCCCCUCGUCGGACUAAGUCGUGCAAAACCCCGGGAGUCCUCCCCUCCACAUCAAGAAUACAGGCCGCAGCAACAGCAGCAGGCUGCUCAGCCGAACGCAUCCUCUCGUCCAGUCGAUUCACUAUGGGAAAACAAGUCUCCAUUCUCGCUACUGCCCAAGAUAUCGGGCUCGAAGGCGGCCUUUGAGCACCAUCACAUGCCUGCGCCUGCUCCGGCUCACGCGCCAUCGUCGAUGAAGUUUUCACCAUUCGACGCACUGAGCGACGCUUCCGUGUCCUCCGCUAUGCCAAAUCGCCAACAGCAGCCUGUGACUCUCAGUCUUGGCGCUAAUCAGACUCAUGGCGUCCGUACGCUCGAGGAGAUCGAGGCCGAGAUGCGUGAGGCCUUCGCCGCACAGCGCCUCCAGAGUCAGUCGCCGUCACAGCAGCAGCUCUAUGCCCAAGGUUCCGUGCGAAGUUCUUCCGCUCAACGACACGUCCCGCCGCAGUAUGCGGUCGGCAACACCCCGCCUCCACGCAUGCAUCCCCAGCAUGCACAGUCGCCGCGAUUCCAGCAGCAACAGCAACAGCAGCAGCAGAUCCACUUGCUUCAGCAGCAGCAGCAGCAAAUGCAACUUUUGGAGCUGCAAGAGCUUAGGGACAGGCAACAGCAUGCAGAACUCGAACACCUUCAAGAGCAGUUGCGCCUGGAAGAGCUUGAGCGUCAUCGCCAGCAGCAGCUUCGUGCUCAAGUCCAGCAGAACGCCCAGAUGCUGCAGCAUCAGCGGCAGGCCUCGGGUGGUACCCCGAUUGGCGAGAUGCCGUAUCGUCGCCAACCAGUCCACCCUCGCUCCGGCACGCCGUCAAGACACCAGCAACAGCAGCAAGGACAGCAUAUGGAGGUACCCUUCCAGCAGAGCAUGCAGUAUUUGCCCCGGGAGAUUCAGAUGCAGCAGCGGCUGCUUGCAGAGAUGGCUCAGGCCGAGUUUCUACACAGUUUGCAGGGCACACCAGUGCCUGAGGGCCGGAACGAGCAGGAGAUGCACGAGAUGCUCAGAGCUGAGGCGAUGCGCAAGAUCAUGGAAGCCGAGCGCAUGGAGGAGAAGCGGAAACGCAAGCUUGAGAAAAUUCGAUAUAUGUCGAGAUAUAAUGACCUUAUGACACAGUCGGACAAGGAUUUCAUCACGCGCAUCCAGGUUUCUCAGCUCGUUACUCAGGAUCCAUAUAACGAUGACUUCUAUGCGCAGGUCUAUGGCGCCCUUGUUCGACAAAAAAUGGGCCUAGACGCCCCGCAGGCACUCCUAAGGUUUGGCUCUGGAGGCGGAGUUGGGCUUGGAUUUCACCAGGUCAAGGGUGGGCGUCGUCCAAGCGCCAUGCAGAGAAUGGAAGCACAAGUCGAAAGGAUCGUGAACAACGCUAGGAUGCGCGAGAAGGAGAAGACUUCCCUGAACAGCCUUCAGGGUGCUCUCGGAAAGACAGCGGGCAGGAGUUACAAAGCUGCUCCGCGUCAGCUGCUCCAGGUGGAAGGCCCAGGAACAUCGCCAACUCUUUCUCCUGCACAUGCGCACAUCUCCAGGGUAGACACGAGAAAGGUUGCAGAUACUGAGGGUGUGGCAAAGGAGGCUGCCAGGAUCGGUGCAGAGGCUCUGAGCGGGCAUGACGAGCAAGAGCUGGUUAGGAAGGACCCUCUGCUACUCAAAGCGGCCUUGAUGAUCGUGGAGCGCUGUAUCGACAUUCUCAUGACUCUCGACGGACAGAGAGAUCACCUUCCAGAGGAAGAUGGAGAAGCACUCCAAACCUGGACGGCUGAGCACAAUCAGCUGAUCGACAACCUUUGGGACGGCCUUAGAGUGAUGGUACCGCUUGAAACGAGUAAUCCGCACCCAUUUAUCUCUAUUCUCAUGCCACUUAAGGGCAAGAAGAUGCUCCCGCGUGUCCAGCGUUAUUUUGAUAUGUCGCGUAACCUGACUGUCCUCACGCUUCUAGUCGCAUGCUUCUCACAGCUCGACGUCGUUCGCGAUUCGCACCUCAUCGACCAUCUCGAAGACAGCCCCGCGCGCAAGGAAGCCCUGAUGCAUUGGGACAACUUCUAUUUCUUGCAGACGCAUUACGUGCUGCAUGUUGCUGGAAAGUGCAGCUUGCGAAUCAUCACUGGUCUCCUCGGUUUGUUUUUGGAGAGGAACGACGUUGUGACUAUGGCACAGACGCCUGCUGGCCUAAAUAUGCUCACAAUCUUCGUGAGUCGCGCGUCGACGCUGAAGUACGAGAACGUGCCGGAUGACGAGCGUCCAACGCCUGAUGAGUUGUCUCAGUGGCAACGGAUGUUCGAUCACCUCUUCCAGCUUCUCGCGCCACACUUCGUAUUCCUCUUUCCCUCCGUGCGCCAGGCCGUCGACGCGAAUGUCACUAUCAUGAAUAUCCCUGAUAUUGACCGCAUCGAUCAGCAUACGUGGCAAUUCUUCGCAUCCGUCGGCAGCCAGAGUGCUUCUGAGCAGCAGCAGAUUCUUGUCACGUCGCUGCGCGAGCGCGUACUCGACAACAUUAGCUCCGUCGCCAAAGGCUGGAUCGUCGACGAGGAGACACGCCGCCUACGACUCGCGAACGUGAACCUCUUCCUGCGCUCCCUUGGGCUGGACAGUUCACAAAUCUCCCUGUAACCAAGCAUCCGCUUGUGGCUCCCGGGUCGUCGCACAUCACGUGUAUCGUUCUCUGUACCACAUCUCGAAAAAAUCUCUCAGCUCUCUGUAGUAAGUGUAGUAGCUAUAGUUUUACGUUUUCUAGCCUUCCUUUCCUCCAUAGGACGUUGGCAGGACCUCAAUGUAGCGCCCGCAAAGCAAAAUACCCAUUU